AUGGGAUUGGUUACCACCGAGGAAUCUAUUGUUGGGCUGGAAGACCCUAAUCGCCCCCUGAUCAAACCGAAGAUGUUCGUCAGCCGUAGGAGUUUCUGGCAAAUCGAUCCACACAUUUUCCUAUUCUCCCUUGCUCCCGAUAUGACCCCGAAGCCAACUUCGCCUUCUCGUUCUGGAUCUAAUUCGCCUUCCCGCGGUGUUAGAAGCCCCAAUAACGUGGUGACAGCCGCACCAAUUCCCGGCGGCUCAUUUUAUUCAAGUGGCCAUGUACCGUCCUAUUUCCCUCCACCGCCAGCCCAAUGGGUCCUGCUUGACGGAUGGCUCCGGCACCCGAUUCGCCAGAAGCCGCCUCGUCAGGGCGAGACGUUUUAUAUCCGCUACAUCCCAAGUCUACAGAAAACGUUAUCAUUCCGUGUCCCAAUCCUAGCUAUAAAUUCAUCAGAAAAUAGUGAAGAUGCUUUAGGCCGAUAUCAUAGAGCACUAUGUAUCGGCAUUAAGACCCUCGGAAACGACGAUGGUACCAGACCCAUUUUAUCUGAAGGUCCAGGAUCAGACCUUGAACUCCUACACAAAUGGAUGAACAGCUCCAAGGCGAAAGAGAUUUGGGACGCAUCUGGUCCCCUUCAUAUCCAAGAGCAAUUCCUCAAGGGUCGCCUUACGUCAAGAUAUCUAUUUCCUGCAAUAGGCUGUUGGGACGGUAAACCGUUCGGCUAUUUCGAAAUAUUCUGGGUCAAAGAGGGCUCGGUACAGCGGCCCUUACCAAUACUUGUCGAUGAUUUUGAUCGCGGCCUUCGUUGUCUAGUUUAUGAUCACGAAGACAGAAAGCCACAUCAAACCCAAGUGUGGCUCAAUGCUCUGAUCCAUUACUGCUUGUUGGCGGACAAUCGGACCCAGGCUAUCGCAAUAGGGCCAAGAGUUGAUGACGAGGAGUAA
Messenger RNA from Arthroderma uncinatum, 933 nucleotides. RefSeq lists its product as uncharacterized. Lineage: Eukaryota; Fungi; Ascomycota; Eurotiomycetes; Onygenales; Arthrodermataceae. The record is from RefSeq and is a predicted model, not a curated record. The coding region runs from base 1 to 933 and encodes 310 amino acids. The transcript has a single exon.